Gryllus bimaculatus (two-spotted cricket) is the source of this 3263-nucleotide messenger RNA. The record is from the annotation of a GenBank genome assembly. NCBI's taxonomy places the organism in Eukaryota, Metazoa, Arthropoda, Insecta, Orthoptera, Gryllidae.
GGUCAGGUGAAGAACGGGCAGACUUCAUUGCUUGCUCGUGGCAGUCGGUGUGCGUGGUACUGCUCCGUUAUUUGCUGGGUCCGGCGUUCAAGUACCUUCUGCGCGGCGGGCGGCAGAAUUUGGUUAGCUGAAUUCACUUUCUGGAUAUAAGACGCGUUGCGAUGGGCGACGAGGGCUCGAGCGCCGUCAAGGCCUUCUACCGCGGCGCCAACGUGCUGCUGACGGGCGGCACGGGCUUCGUGGGCAUGGGCAUCGUGGAGAAGCUGCUGCGCGUCUGCCCCGACGUGGGCACCGUCUUCCUGCUGAUGCGGCCCAAGCGCGGCAAGUCGCCCGCCGAGCGCCUGCAGGACCUCGCCAAGAACCCGCUGUUCGAGACGCUGGUGGAGAUGCGCGGCGAGGGCGUGUUCGAGCGGCUGCAGGUGGUGGAGGGCGACGUGUCGGCCGAAGGGCUGGGCCUCAGCGCCGCCGACCGCGCGCGCCUCGCCGCCGCCGUCCACGUCGUGCUGCACUCGGCGGCCACCCUCGACUUCGACACGCCCCUCGCGGCCACCGUCAACACCAACCUGCUCGGCACCCGCCGCGUGCUGCAGCUCUGCCGGGAGAUGACCAACCUCAAGGCAAUGGUGCAUGUUUCAAGCGCUUACGUCAACAGCAAUCGCACGGACGUUGAAGAAAUUUUAUAUCCUAUUGAUCAAGACGCUGACAAAUUAAUCGAAUUAACCAACACCAUGACUGAACAAGCUCUGGAAGAAUUAGCACCCAGUCUAUGUGGAGAUUUGCCUAAUGCUUAUGCUCUUACAAAGGCAUUAGCAGAGCAAGAAGUUUCAAAGGAAUGCAGUUCAUUCCCAUGUGCAAUCGUGCGUCCAAGCAUGAUUACAGCAGCUUGGAAAGAGCCUGUACCUGGAUGGACAAAUUCCAAAAAUGGCCCAACUGGUUUUAUGAUGGGAGCUGCUAAGGGAGUUGUUCGCAGAUUGCCUGUCUGCACUAAGCUAAUUUGUGACUACAUCCCUGUCGAUGUGGUAGUGAAUGAAGUCUUGGUUGCUGCUUGGUAUGCUGCCACUGAAAGGUCAACUACUGUGCCAGUGUUUCAUUGUACUUCAUCAACCUGUAAUCCAUUCCGUUGGCAAACAGUUGAAGAACAUGUUAACACAUACUUGCACAGAUUUCCAUUAACUUCUGCAGUAUGGUAUCCAUAUCUCAAAUUUUUACCUUCAUUGAUGAUAUUUCGCAUAGCUGCAUUUUUUGUACACAUGAUACCUGCUUACAUCUUGGAUUUUGUGACAUUGAUAGCAGGAGGUAAACCUAUACUUGUCAAACUUCAUACCAAUGUAAACAGAUCCUUAGGACGACUGGCACCUUUCAUCUUCAAUGAAUGGCAUUUCAGUAAUGAUAAUACUCAACAGCUAUCCAAAGCAAUGAACGUUGUAGAUCAACAACUCUUUUUUCUGGAUAUCUCGUCUCUACAAUGGGAGUCAUACUUCAUCUCUUUGGCUCAAGGUGUGAGGCGUUACCUCAACAAAGAGCAUCCCCGCUCUUUGAAAAAGGCUCAAAGAAAAGACAAAAUAUUGUUGGUGCUACACAUUCUGCUUCAGCUGCUGUUGUGUUUCUCUGUUUGGUGGCUUACAUCAUGUGCCACUGCUUCUCCAGUGAAGGCAUCUGUGGUUGCAGUGGUGGCAUAUUCGUUGUUUAGUCUUCUCUAGAAAAAUAUAUUUUCAAUAUCACAACACUGAACAAAUAUAUUAUUUUGUUAUGGAAACUUGGAGGAUUAUCAUGCUAUACAACAUGUUCUGUAUAGAUCUUCAUAAAUCUGAUAUAUUUGAACAGUUGCCUUGCAGUAUACUGUGUGUUGUACCUUAGUUUUUAUUCCUUGCGGCAUGUUCAUUCUUGCUCUAAGUUAACAUAAGUUAUCUCUUCAAAUUAUUAAAAGUAAAAAUUUUGUUGUAAAAGUACAUUUUAAUUUCAUGUAGUAUUGAUUUUAGUAUGUUUUGUGCAACUGUGUGAAAUAUGUAGUAAGAUACUGUAUUAGAUGGUGGAAUCAUAACAAAAACAUUUUAUAUUUGUUUUUCAUAUUUGUAGAUGUCUCAUUUGCUAGAAAAUAAAAUAUUUUCAAGUUAAAUAUAUAAUUUAUUUCUCACUGCUCAAAUCUCAUAAUGUUAACGAUUCAUUGUACUUCAGGACAAAGAAUUUUAGCUCUAAGGUGUGUAAAAAGAGAAUGUUACCUCUUAUCAAGGUCCAAGAGGCUCCAUUUUGAAAUUGAAAUAGGAUAUUACAUAAACCUAAAAAUUGAUUCUAAGAACUUUGAUGAUAAACCUUGCAACUUGACGAAAAUGAAAGACUGGUCUUUUAAAUUCUAUUCAGGUAAUAAAUCAUGCCUGGAACCAAAAAGUAUUGUUUAAGAAAUCAAAGCAUUGUCUAGAUUUCAUUUCUUAUAAUGUCAGUUGUAUUGUGUCAAUCUCCUCACCUUCCUACAGUUUUACUUAAAAUACCACAGGUACUUGUUCUAAAAACUUAUAACUUCUCUUAAAUUUUUGUUGUGAAGAAAUGAGUUAAACAUUCUUAAGACUUAUUUAUUUGAUGCUUAGAAAGUUCUCCUGAUAUUCUUUCAUCUACUGAAUACUUUAUAAGAGGUUGUUAAAUUAAAUCAGUUUUAUGUACUUUAAUUUUCAAAUCUUAUUGUUUCAUAUUAGGUAAUAAUUUAGAAACCAUCAUCUUUAGAGGCACCUUCUUAUCUUCUUUAUCAGAUUUAUUUUUUCUCUGUUGUUGUACUUAUAUUCUGUUAUAUUAGCAUAAAAACCAAACUUUUACUUAGCCUGCAUUUACUGUCCCAGAAUGGCUGACUUCAUAUGUUUAGUCUGCAAUAGGUUGAUUUUUACCUUGUGAGCUUUUAUUGAUCAUGGAAAUUAUGCCUUCUAAGCGUCAUUCAAUAAUAUUUUCCUAAUUAACUGCAUGAAUAUCUCUCAGCUUAUUGAUUUUAUUUAUCUCUUAUAUCUAAUAUCAGCUUUACUAAAUACUUGACCAUAUUCUUGAGCAGUACUCUUUUUCUAUCAUUGUACUAUCUGAUCUUAUUUAUUUCAGUGUUAUUCAUAAUAUGUAUUGUAUUCAGUGCAUGUCUGGUAACAUGGUUAACAUCUCUUUUACUGAUUCUACCUGAUAACCCUUACUUUUCUCGUAGCAGUGGGUUUCAUUUUAUGCUAAAAUCAAUCAUUUUAAGACCAUUCAUAUUUGUGAGCUUUGAAAGAUAUCCAAUGUAUUAUUUCAUUGAA